GCAGCGGGGCGUCGACGAAGUCACUCCAUACGGCGGCCAGGAUGCCUCUGCUAUACACCAUCUGCUGACUCGUGCAUCAAUGCUCCCUCAUUGCGUUCUCUCAUGCGCUGGUCGACAAAAUUGCAGUAUCUCUUCGUCGCCUGCGCAGCGGUCGCAGGGUACAGUGCUUCUCGUUGCUGCAGGCAGGCAGAACUAGAGACUGCGAACACAAAAUUGCAAGAGGAGUAUACUCGCUCAUGGGACGAGCGAAUAAGCGAGGAGGCGACAGGUAACCUCAUCUUCCGGUCUCUGUCGUCUCUCAUGCAAAUGGCACCAAAUUCAAGAUAUCCUAACGGGCAUUCAAUUGCGCGUGCCUCAAUAGCACCGGGUACGCGGCUGUACCACGGCAGGGGCAACAGUAAACUCCCAGUCAUGGACUGGCUCGCCUUCGACCCAGAACACUCCCAAACAUUCCUGCGUGGCCAGAACGGCACACUCUUCACGUUCAUGACCACCCGUGAGCUCAAGCUCAUCUAUUUUGACGGCUGCAGCGCCAACAAGCGCGGUGGCGUUGCGGACACACAGGACGUUCUCAUCUGGGGCGAAGUCGGUCACGGGCGAGAGCCCUGGCGUUCCGACCCCGAGUUGGACCGUAUCACUGACGCGUGUGCAUGGGGGAGGAAGUACGGUAUCGACGGCUUCGUUCGUAUGGAGUACGACUUUGAGAUCAUGUACUGCGACUUCUCUCAAGGCCUCACGCUUGUCUCCUCCCUCGACACUCCAUCGGACGCCCGCCUUGCUCCUCCACUCAUGGAGGUCAGGCAUGCAGGUGGUCGACAUAACGCCUUCCCUGGCGAGUCACGCGUCCAAGUGGACUCUGCCACAAUGAUCUCGUUCUUCGACCCCGCCCUCACAUCUCUCGUCGCGGCACGUCGCGGACUGCCCCGCACGCAGUAUCGCAUCGCGCAUAUUUCCGGGGAGGAUACUGCCCGCGUACGCGCUGACAUCUCUGAGAUGGUGGCCCGCGAUCCUACGGGAAAGAGCGGCAUCGACUGGCGUACCCUCGCGCAGGCCAUCCAGGAGAGGUUCGGAGACCGCUUGUUGUAUAUCCGGCAUCUGCUGCAUCUGGCUCGCCUGGUCGCAGCAGAUACAGAUGCAAGCCUUCAAGUCCAUGCUCAGUUCCAGAGCAUCACUGCGGAGAUACACAAACAACUCCUCGUCUCUCUCAGCCCGUACAUGCCCCGCGAAGGUAUCGGCGAACCUACCUGGUUCGAGGCCAUCGCACGAGGGUGCACGACGAGCUUCACGCCCCGAUUCCCCGAGGCGCGGUUCACAAGACAAGAGCGGCUUUUGAACUAUGCUGUCGAAGAAGUUCUUCACGAAGUCUGCAGAGUAUACACCGAGGUGUGGAGGGAUGCGUUUGGGCUUGACGUCAGAGCCAAGGGCUCGAAUUUCGAUGCUAGCAUCGCAUCCCCAAUGUUGGCCAAGUGGAGGGACGCGUUCGACGCUCUAAUCGAGUGGUUGGACUGGCCGAUCUGGCUGAAGUGCGAUCCAGCCUGCGCUGUCAAUGAAUUCUGUGAAGUACCCCAGCUUGCUCCGUGGCAGGCAGGAGAAGCUCGGCCUCGGUGCAUUGCCAUUGAUAGCGAUUGGGUGUAGCGCAUCUCAAGUACGGAGCACUCUUAUUACAGACCCAAAAAGUAGCAUAACACACGCCGUACAUGUCCUAAUGGAUGCCUUCCCGCAGAGGUUUACAGCGCGCUCUAUCCUAAAUUCGCGCUGUAAAUCUCUGCGGCAAGUCGGCAUCUCGUGUGUACCGUUGCUUCGGAUCAGUACACCCCUCUUCUAAACAGGUCAUUUGGAAGGGGGGUAGGACCCCCCCUUCUAGGUACAAAACACGUCCGUAAAGUUGAGUUUGAGCCUCCGACGAGAUUUGGAUCUUACCGUCGCGCA
Molecule: messenger RNA, 1929 nt
Organism: Rhodofomes roseus
Lineage: Eukaryota; Fungi; Basidiomycota; Agaricomycetes; Polyporales; Fomitopsidaceae
Exons: 4
Coding region: 103-1635 (510 amino acids)
Source: RefSeq, a predicted model, not a curated record